ACAGAUGGGGUGAGCAGAUCCAUAGGUGGUAAUUCUGGCCUCCUGUUUGCAAUUCAGCCCCUAAACCUGCCAUUAGGGUGCCUGGGGAAAGAUUAUGAAAUUUGGCAGAAAUGUGUGUAAAAUUCAGGAAAGGGCGUUGGCCACGUGUUGGGCACUUGCCAUAGACGUGACUGAGAUUGUCGGUGGGUGAAGCGGAACAAAAACAUAUGACAGGGAUGGCGUUUCCCAACACCCUUGGAAAUAAAACUUCGACUCCAGAAUCUGGAGAAACUCAAGUCACUCUUAAAGUCAGUUUCCCCCCCAGGUUGUCGAUUGCACCAUCAACGGGCCUCAACUGCCAAGUCUUCUCUUCCCUCCCUCUCUUCUCACGAGGUCAGUUGCAUAACCUGUAGGAAAAUACCAGAAUGGAGUUGCCCAAACCUAUUAUUGAACCCAAAUUAGCUCUAGCCACACCUUUCCAAGCAAUGCAGAUGAACAUGGAAAAGGAGACGCUGCCGACACUGCCUAGACACCGACAGUAGCAGUUGAUACCCCGUGGGGUCGACAAAGGGUGCCGUGUAUUUUGAGUAUGGAGUUGCUCCUGAGGCAGGAGCGGAAAAUGCCGGAUCUGCUUAUACCUUGGCAAGGUUCCUAAACCGCAGGGAAAUGGCCAUAUGCUUCCUCUUGAUGAUCUGCUUUAUUUGGAUGCCAUUUGUCGUUUCAGCUGCGUUACUAGCACCCCCUCAGAAUAUUACAAUUCUGUCCACGAAUAUGAAGCACUUUCUCAUUUGGAGCCCAGUUGCGGAGAUUGUGCCUGGCGAGAUUGUAAAAUACUCGGUCGAAUUUCAAGGGGAAUAUGAGAGAGACUAUGCCAACGACAGCUGGAUUCCCAUUGCAGAAUGCACAGGUGUUAGUCUUACUCAGUGUGAUAUCACCGAAGACAUAUCAGCUACUGUGCCAUAUAAUCUACGUGUUAGAGCAUCUACGGGGACACAGGCCUCCCUCUGGGCCACACUCAACGGCUUCUUCAAUCGUGUCACAACAUCCCUCAUUCCACCAACAUUGACCGUCACCACUGAUGGAUAUCACUUGCUAGUAGAAUUGGAACACCUGGGACCUGCCUUUGAAUUCUGGAUAUUUUACUGGAAGAAAGGCCCAGAAUCUAAAAUUUACCGCAAAAUGGUGAGGGAAAGCUCCACCACUGUGCACCUGGAAACGAUGGAAGCUGGAGCUGAAUACUGCGUCAAAGCUCAGACCUAUGUACAAGCGAUCAACAGGAGCAGCAAUUUCAGCGAGGUGCAGUGCGUGAAAUCAGAAGAUGCCAAAGUCAUACUGUUGACCUUUGCCCCACUCUUCCUGAUUAUUUUUUUUGUGGCUGUUCUGGUCCUUUCUUUUCUUGCUUGGAAAACCUGUCGGAUCUGCCAGUAUUCCUUCUGCCCAGACGAGGUCCUUCCAGAUACUUUGAAGCUAACAGCAUCACCUGCUAAGAUACUAAAGGAGAAGGGAGAAGAGAUUGAGAAGUGUGAUGAAUCAGUGCAAGUGUUGCCUUCCGAAGAGAUUUUGCUUCAUUUUUGGAUCCAUGAAACUCUUUAAUAUCACCUUAAAGACACUAACAGCAAACUGA
Pantherophis guttatus is the source of this 1603-nucleotide messenger RNA. It is a transcript of the gene IL20RB, whose product is annotated as interleukin 20 receptor subunit beta. The record is from RefSeq and is a predicted model, not a curated record. Gene Ontology annotation, cellular component: plasma membrane. Gene Ontology annotation, biological process: cytokine-mediated signaling pathway. NCBI's taxonomy places the organism in Eukaryota, Metazoa, Chordata, Lepidosauria, Squamata, Colubridae. Gene Ontology annotation, molecular function: interleukin-20 binding; cytokine receptor activity.